AACGGUCAUAAACGCUGUACAUUUAACGUCAAAAUUUUUAACCUAAGAAAUGUCAAUAUCAAAAUAGCCAAAAAAUUUACAGUAAAUGAUGUGAUGUUCAAAAUAAGGUCACAAUGAGUGAAAACCUGACAGUUUUAAGUUAUAAUGAAAGUCUGCUAAGACAAUCGGACGUGGAACUCCUGAAAGGACCUUACUGGUUAAAUGACACAAUAAUCUCAUUUUAUUUCGAAUAUCUGGAAACUGAGCGAUUUCGAAACAUACCCUUUCUUUUAUUCGUGUCCCCUGAGGUAACCCAAUGCAUAAAAGUGUCACCGCAACGAGAGCUACCCGUAUUUUUGGAUCCUCUGUUGAACUCAACCUUGAGAGAUUUUAUUUUCUUUGCUUUAAACGAUAAUGAACUCAUAGACUCUUCGGGAGGUUCCCACUGGAGCCUUUUAGUGUUCUCAAGACCUGAAAAAAUGAUGUUCCAUUACGAUUCUUCUAACGGCAGUAACGAUAUGCAGGCUAUUGAAUUGGCGCAUAAGCUUUUAAGAUAUUUUUCCCUUCCGAUUCAAGACAAAUUUGAGAAUGUGCCUUGUCUUCAGCAAAAUAACGGUUAUGACUGUGGAAUUCAUGUUUUGUGCAAUUCUGAAAGGUUAGCAAGUUUUGCGGCUCAUUACGAAAAAAUCAGAGGCUGCCCCAAGAUAACUCAUGAAAUGGUAACACAGAAGAGAUGGGAGAUCUUGCAUAUUAUAGAACGGUUAAAACAUAAACAUCGGUGAUUUUUACUAAAAGAAAUUAAAUUAAUGAAAAUGUAAUUCAUGUAUAAUAAAUUUUAAAUUAUU
This is a messenger RNA of Anoplophora glabripennis (Asian longhorned beetle), 824 nucleotides long. RefSeq names its product sentrin-specific protease 8. NCBI's taxonomy places the organism in Eukaryota, Metazoa, Arthropoda, Insecta, Coleoptera, Cerambycidae. Gene Ontology annotation, biological process: proteolysis. Gene Ontology annotation, molecular function: deNEDDylase activity; cysteine-type peptidase activity. The record is from RefSeq and is a predicted model, not a curated record. Bases 114 to 761 code for a protein of 215 amino acids. The transcript has a single exon.